GUUCCUGUGAUGUUCAAACAAACACCUUACUAGCGGUGAGGAAAUCACCACACGUCAGCGGCGAGUGUGGACUGCGGAUCCGGGAGUAAGUAGGACGGAAAAAGGUACCGUCUAAGGCAAUCUAGCUGUGGGCCGAUCCAGAGAGAUCGGCUAGGUCAAGCACGGUGAACUCAUGGGCGAAGGAAAUCAGCUUAAACAAGAGCUUCCCACCAGAGAAGUGAAUGCUGGUCACCGUAGGACAGUACUACUCUGCCACUGCUUUUCGACCUCGCGUCAUCGGGCCGCAGUAAGACUUUUUAUUAUAAAUGAACCGGGAAAACUUUACAAGUUACGUGGCAUUGCGCACACCGCUGUUGUGCACGGAAACGCAGUUUUUUCCUGUUCAUGGAAGCUUCAAGAGCAGGCGAGAGCUACAAAUCAUUGCAGAGGAGCGCUGAUAUCUUGAGUCCGUUCGGGUCGUUACCGCCUCAAGCAAGGCUCGAAGAGGGAACGAGCAUUCCCGAAGAGGACGAGUCACGGGAGAGGUGCCAUGUCAGUCCAUAAAUUCUUGACUAGAUUUGCCAGUAAAAUAAAAGGAAAGUGAUGUAGCAAGGUCUAGGGAUGCCUCAUCGGGCUUCACCUUGUCAACCAGCCCCUUGAAAAGCCUGACAAAAGAGCGCCGAGGCAACUGUCAACUGGCUGUGCAGUUUUGUAUUUUUAGCGAGAAAGCAUAAAAAUACUCCCCUCCUCCUGCUCGCUUCCAUGCAAAUGAUGUGACAUCGGUGUCCUCCCCGUUAUAUUCACCUCUCCGAUCGCUCCCGCAGUCAACCCCCUCCCCGCUCUACACACUACGCAGCCCAGGCCCACAUGCAGCAAAAGCCGAUUUCCAUGCCUUCCCUUCAAUCCCCGAGAUUCUUCACUUUCUGCUCCCGCAAGAGCUCCUGUCCCGAACCCCAUACCCUCCCCAGGAUAAGAGCUCGCAACGAGCGACCGUGGGCCCCCCGCAUCUCG
Marchantia polymorpha subsp. ruderalis is the source of this 990-nucleotide messenger RNA. Lineage: Eukaryota; Viridiplantae; Streptophyta; Marchantiopsida; Marchantiales; Marchantiaceae. The record is from the annotation of a GenBank genome assembly.